AUGAACGUCCCACCGACAUUUGCUGGCAACUUUGCCAACAGAAUCAGAAGAAAGUUGACGGUUGAGUCAGGUUGCGAGCAAAAGAACAUUCAGGUCAAAUCUGCUAGCACCAAGUCGCCCCUUGGAAAGCAGAAACCAUCUUUCAUGAUGGUAACUGGUCGAACUGCAGUGGUACGUAUGAGGACCUGCUAUACCGUCUCUGCUGGGCAGCCUAUCGGCCUGCUAGCCCCCGCACUUAUCCAAAAAUGCCAUGUACGAAACCACUGCGGAACGAAUAUUCGAUUCGACAUGGUUACUGGUGAUAUGGAACAGGAAAUCCCGCGCACUACGAAAUGGAUGAUUUGGUGGCUACGACCCGGCGUUGCGAGCAUGAUUUUCCGAUCCAAGACGGUGAUGCAUGAAGAACCUCUACGUGAUGCUACAAGAACGACAAAUGGCGUAGAGUCCUUCCAUCGCAACAUUUCUCGUUUUGUCCAGCAAUCCGAACCAAUUUUUCUCUACGUUACCACAACUUUUCAACUAUUUGCGCAACGAAGAGAGUGA
Messenger RNA from Zychaea mexicana, 543 nucleotides. RefSeq lists its product as uncharacterized. NCBI's taxonomy places the organism in Eukaryota, Fungi, Mucoromycota, Mucoromycetes, Mucorales, Lichtheimiaceae. The coding region runs from base 1 to 543 and encodes 180 amino acids. The transcript is spliced from 3 exons. The record is from RefSeq and is a predicted model, not a curated record.